AGUCCUCUCUUUCAUUCAUCCUUGAAACACUGUGCCACAAAUGACACAUUUGUGUAAGAACGGUUUGUAAUCUGAGAGUCCUAUGCCAUUUAACCUUUUUAAUAACUGUUUAUGUCAUGUGUUACUGCUGUGUAUUGUUUCUUUGUGGAUAAAUGUUAAUUCUACCAGUAACUUUUUGAACCUAUUUGACCUUAUUACCAUACAUGGAUAGCAAUAAUUCACUUGUUAGUACUGUAUCCAUCAUGCAAAGUUUUAAUUUUAAGAUUAUUUUAGUUCAGGUUUUAGUAGCAGUUUUCCUUUGCAUCAACUUCAUGCUGAUCACAACUUUUUUUAUGAAGGAGUUCUUCUACACAACUAUGCGCUACAUCUUAUUUGCUGUUACUCUGCUGUCUGAUUGUGUGAUGUUGAUUGUCACAAAUCUCCUGCUCAUCUGCAACUAUUUUAACUUCACCAUGAAUUUAUGGUUGUGUGUUAUCAUGUUCAUUUUGUCAACUGUGUACUCUUUGGUCACACCAUUUACUCUGACAGCAAUGACCCUGGAGCGCUAUGUAGCCAUUUGCAUGCCCCUGCGUCAUGGCGAUCUGUGCUCAACACACUGCUCGCUGCACUGCAUUCUCCUCAUUCACAGCCUCAGCUCCAUUCACUUCAUUGUUGAUCUCUCCAUCUAUUUUGCAUCCACACCAAUCAAGUUCUACAAACAAUCCAUGACCUGCAACCAUUGGAUCUUUAUUUUGUAUAGAUGGCAGGAUCAUUUACGAAAUGCUAUAAAGGUGCUUUAUUUUUUGUCUAUGUGCAUCAUCAUUGUAUUUUCCUAUGUUAGAAUAAUGAAAGCAGCCAGAGCUGCAUCAGGAGAGGAUAGAAAGUCAACAUGGAAAGGGCUCAAAACAGUCAUUCUUCAUGCUUUCCAGCUGCUGCUUUGUCUCAUCCAGCUGUGGUGUCCAUUGAUAGAAUCGGCUGUCCUUCAAACAAAUGUCAAGGCAUACAUUAAUCUCAGGUACAUUAACUACAUUAUUUUUUAUCUUGCUUCAAGAUGCCUGAGUCCUCUUAUUUAUGGCCUCAGGGAUGAAAAGUUCUUCUGUGCAAUGAAGUCCUACCUUCUCUGUGGCUUUUACAAGAAAAACUUUUUUAUUUGACAUCUGUGAUCUUGAAGAAUGUUUGUAUGAUUUAUAGCCUAUUUAUUAUUUAUUACAUAUGAUGGACAACAACAGUUUAAAUAAUCAUUGCUUCAUUGAAUUUUACAUUAACCCCAUCUGAUUGUGCUUAUAUUGUUGUUCUAUUACAUUGUUAAACAUUUAAUCACAAACUCAUACUGAAUUCAGAGAAUCCACAGCCUCUGGGCUGAAUGAAUGAUCCAUCAUGACAUGCUCUUAAUGUCCUUUGAAAGUCCCUGAUAUUUCCAUGUACCGAUAUAUAUAUUGUAAAAAUGCCUUCAUGAAGUCUGUUUCCAGCUGUGGGUGCAUUGUUAAUCAAUAUGGUAUCUUUUAGUAAUGAUCAUUUGUCUUUAUGUGUACCUUUACCACUGUAUAGCCCUCCAUCUCUUUUAAAACUCACCUUAUUUUCU
Labrus mixtus (cuckoo wrasse) is the source of this 1561-nucleotide messenger RNA. RefSeq names its product odorant receptor 131-2-like. Gene Ontology annotation, cellular component: membrane. NCBI's taxonomy places the organism in Eukaryota, Metazoa, Chordata, Actinopteri, Labriformes, Labridae. Bases 204 to 1133 code for a protein of 309 amino acids. The record is from RefSeq and is a predicted model, not a curated record. Gene Ontology annotation, molecular function: G protein-coupled receptor activity. The transcript has a single exon. Gene Ontology annotation, biological process: G protein-coupled receptor signaling pathway.